GCCCGGCGGGAUGGGUGCGAGGUGAAGAGACAGAGGCUGCAAAUCAGCUCCCACUGCCUGUGCUGCCGCACAGACGGACACAGCAGGACCCCCGGACGGAGCCAGGUGAGCGUGGGCAGGCAUGGCCGAGUGCACGGAGCUGGAGUGGGCGGUGCAGGUGCUGGUGACCAACUUCGACAAGUACUCGAGCCGCCGCUGCUGCUGCAAGAAGCCUCCCCGCAUCAGCAAGAAGGAUUUCCGCAAGAUGCUGAGCUGUGAGCUCAACCACAUGCUGACGGACACCGGGAACCGCCGCGCCGCCGACAAACUGAUCUGCGACCUGGACGAGAACAAGGACGGAAGGAUCAGCUUCGAGGAGUACUGGACCCUGAUCGGGGGCAUCGCCAGCCCCAUCGCGCAGAUCAUUCGCCAGCAGGAGCAGAGCAUUAAGCACACCAAGUAGCUGGCUCCAGCCGGACCCUCCCCAGGCUCAGCCCGCCCCGGGCUCGGCCUCUGCUUCUCCGCAGCCUCCUGCUUCUCACCCCUCCCGCUCCCGAGCCGCGGCUCGCCCCGGGGCACGCCGAGCUCCCGCGGCUCCGCUAACUGAGCCGCACCGGGCUGCGAUCGAUCGGGGCGGGAAGACCCCAGGGGUGGGAGGUUUGAGGCCACCACGGCCUCGGGGUGCUCCUCCUUGCCCCACGCCAUGCCACCCCUGCCCUCGUCUGCUUCCCCCAGCCCUGACCUUGCCGGGCUGCCGGGUAAGAAGCAAAGGGCGAUGCUGCCCCUCACCCAGGACACGAAUCCCCUCUGUUCUCAGACCCUGAGGCCGCAGCCCCGCUGGCAGAAACCCAUCACAACCAGGACCUCCUCUACCCUUGGACCCCCUCCUCACAGCCAGGGGUCUUCCCUUGCCCCUGCCCAAGCUGGUGAAGUCUUUGCCCUGCCUCGGGGAGCGGCGGCGCCGGGCAGCACCGUCCGUGGUUAUUUAUUGCAGCAAUAAAGUUU
Dryobates pubescens (Downy woodpecker) is the source of this 984-nucleotide messenger RNA. RefSeq names its product S100 calcium binding protein A16 (gene S100A16). Gene Ontology annotation, molecular function: calcium ion binding. Bases 122 to 442 code for a protein of 106 amino acids. Lineage: Eukaryota; Metazoa; Chordata; Aves; Piciformes; Picidae. The transcript is spliced from 3 exons. The record is from RefSeq and is a predicted model, not a curated record. Gene Ontology annotation, cellular component: perinuclear region of cytoplasm; nucleus.